UCUGAGGAGAAUCUGCCUGUAACGUUAGCUAUCUAGCAGCUGACAUCAACCCUUUUAUUGAUCAAUCUGAUCUUUUUCCGUUCUACACCAGGUUCUAGACACCAAAUUGCAAAACAAUAUUUCUGCAUGAAUUGAGGAAAGAUGUUUUACUAUCCAAACGUUCUUCAGCGGCACACCGGUUGCUUUUCCACUAUUUGGUUGGCAGCCACCAAAGGGAUCAGGAUAACACGCAGAGAGCUUCUGAGGGUCAACGUUGGGCGGACAUGUGAGGACAUCAUGGAUUACGUGACGGUCCAGGUGGCUCCACUCUGCCCUGGUCUCCCUCGGCCUCGCUUCUCCCUCUACCUGUCCUCCCAGCUGCAGUAUGGGGUGGUUAUCGUCUACCACCGCCAGUGUGGUUUCCUUCUGGAGGAGAUCCAGCAGACCAUUGAGCGCCUGGUACGCUCUGAGAGACACGCACGCAUCGACCUGGCUGAGCCUGACAGACAAGCCCCAAAUGUCCCAGACUCCCUGUUCCUGCUGGAGGAGGCCGAGGGGGCACAGGACCCCUUCUUUGGGGUGAUGGGCUUUGAGCACCUGCUGCCUAGUCCCUAUAGGAUCCCUCAGGUAUACAACCAUUUCUACACAAUUUUUACCUAGUUAACUCAUUUCCAACGGUAUGUCACUACAAAAAUGUGUUUCAAAUCCCCUCCUGAUGCCAUUACCCUGAAAGAGAAGGAGCAGCUUGUCAUCGUUGCUGCUGAGUUUGAAGGAGCUGAGCUUCCUGAAGCCACUGGCAAAGAGAUUGACAUGCUUCUGGAGCAGCAGGACCAAUUCUAUGACGAGCUAGAAGAGAGGGAAAGGGAGAGAGAGGGAGAGAGAACCAGGGACAUGGAGCCAGGCAUGACCUCCAUUGACCAGCUGAAGGUGUCGGUGGUGGUGGGGGACAGUGUGUGGCUGCUGGACGAGGAGACCGGCCUGCCCAUGGAGGUGCCGUUAGAGGUCAUUCCCAUGGAGAUGACCCCCCCUCAGGUGGCCAUGCCCUCUGCCCCAGACACCUCCGAGAGAGAGGGGGAGUCAGCGAGUCAGUCAGAGAGGGGGACGGAGAAAGCGGCAGAAAGCUCCUGUGGCGAGCUCCCCCAUAUAGACGCUCCUCCUCCUAAGAGGCGGGGUCGCAGGCGCCAACUCAUCUUUGCCGACCCUCAGGUGCAGAUCUCCCAAGAUACCAUGCGGGUGCAGAUCGAGGACACCAAGGCUGAGACUCAGCUCCUGUCUCAGGUGCUGAUAAACUUUCCUGCCCAGAAGAAGCUCCUCCCAGCAGAGCUCUACACUACCCCUUCUGGCUCUCUCCUGCACCCUGACCUCCUGUUGCUAUGGAAACAGUGCGCCGUCCUCACUACGCUUCCUCGCACCGGGGAGAGAGGCAGAGGGGAGGAGACUGAGGAGGAGGGCAGCUCCGAGAUGGAGAGAGUGAGGAUAGAGGUGGAGAGGAAGAGGAUGGACUCUAGCAUGCGAGAGAUCCCACGAGAGUUGCUGAAAUCAGGAGGAACAGCCCCAUCUGAAGCAUCAGCCGAGGCUCUUCUAGACGUGUCCAGAGAGGACAAAUCCCUCGAGCAGAUCACCCCUGUCAGCAGAUGGUCUCCUAUGGAAGAAGCCCCAGUGCCUAUGGAGGCUAUAGAAGAGGAACAUGUGGCUCUACCAGACAGAGAAGAGGAGACAGAAGGUAGAGAAGUCACUGCAGAGGGCCUGUUGAGUGUGGUGUCCUCGUACCUCCUGAGGUUUGGGAAAGUCACCUUUUACUCUCUGUUGCCCCUGGAGGUAGACCGUACUACUGCAGCCCACAUUCUCUCCAAACUGCUAGAGCUGGUGUCUGCUGGGGACCUUGCUGUAUGUCAGGCUGAACCCUACAGCCCCAUCACCAUCAUCCCUGGACCACUCAGCACCGUGCAGGCCUGAGGAACCCAGAGGAUGUCUCCACCAGCGUUCGACUUGGACAGGAUUUCACCGCAGCUGAGUACCGGCACCUCAAAUGUUCUACUGCUUGAGCUCCUGUUCCUCUUAUGGAAUAUUAGCUUAAAAGUAGUGGAGCUCCUGCACCUAAUUAUAAACAGUACCCAGCACCCAAAAUGAGUACCGGCACCUAUUUCAGUCCAAGUUAAGCAGUGGUCUCCACACGCACGGGAUGUGUGCGGCCAUACUUUUAUAACAGAGUAAUAAUGUUCAUGUCCCAAAUAUUGUUCAUACGA
Messenger RNA from Salvelinus namaycush (lake trout), 2225 nucleotides. RefSeq names its product REC8 meiotic recombination protein b (gene rec8b). Lineage: Eukaryota; Metazoa; Chordata; Actinopteri; Salmoniformes; Salmonidae. Gene Ontology annotation, molecular function: chromatin binding; protein binding. Gene Ontology annotation, biological process: mitotic sister chromatid cohesion; replication-born double-strand break repair via sister chromatid exchange; synaptonemal complex assembly. The record is from RefSeq and is a predicted model, not a curated record. Gene Ontology annotation, cellular component: synaptonemal complex; cohesin complex. The transcript is spliced from 17 exons.